Messenger RNA from Aptenodytes forsteri (emperor penguin), 6436 nucleotides. It is a transcript of the gene TNS1, whose product is annotated as tensin 1. NCBI's taxonomy places the organism in Eukaryota, Metazoa, Chordata, Aves, Sphenisciformes, Spheniscidae. Gene Ontology annotation, biological process: fibroblast migration. The transcript is spliced from 33 exons. Bases 212 to 5455 code for a protein of 1747 amino acids. The record is from RefSeq and is a predicted model, not a curated record. Gene Ontology annotation, molecular function: protein binding.
CACUCCCCCAGCCUGCCCUGUGCCCAGUGCUGCAUUGACCCAGCCCGCUCCCGAAUCGCAGGACCCCUUCGUGGAGGCUGUGACCCCCUGCUCCCCCGCUGUCAACUAUGAGCUGCCAUCCCCAGGGGAGAGCAUCACGAAGCAGGUAGACACCCUGGAUGCCACAAAAUCCCCCAGGAGCGGGCAGUCACACCGCAAAACGUCCAGGAGCAUGAGCCUGACCGCGGCCAUGGAGAGCAGCUGCGAGCUGGACCUGGUGUACAUCACGGAGCGGAUCAUUGCCGUCUCCUACCCCAGCACGGCCGAGGAACAGAGCUUCUGCAGCAACCUCCGUGAGGUGGCCCACAUGCUGAAGUCCAAGCAUGGGGACAACUACGUGCUUUUCAACCUCUCCGAGCGGAGACAUGACAUCAGCAAACUUCACCCCAAGGUGCUGGAUUUCGGGUGGCCUGACCUGCACACCCCGGCGCUGGAGAAGAUCUGCAGCAUUUGCAAAGCCAUGGACACAUGGCUCAACGCGGCAGCGCACAACGUGGUGGUGCUGCACAACAAGGGGAACCGCGGCCGGCUGGGGGUGGUGGUGGCUGCCUACAUGCACUACAGCAACAUCUCGGCCAGCGCUGACCAGGCUCUGGACAGGUUUGCCAUGAAGCGCUUCUAUGAGGACAAGGUAGUGCCAGUGGGACAGCCAUCCCAGAAGAGGUACAUCCAUUACUUCAGCGGGCUCCUGUCUGGCAGCAUCAAGAUGAACAACAAGCCUCUCUUCCUCCACCACGUCAUCAUGCACGGCAUCCCCAACUUCGAGUCGAAAGGCGGUUGUCGUCCCUUCCUGAAAAUCUACCAGGCCAUGCAGCCCGUCUACACCUCGGGGAUCUACAACGUGCAAGGAGACAGCCAGACAGGCAUCUGCAUCACCAUCGAGCCUGGCUUGCUCCUCAAGGGCGAUAUCUUGCUGAAGUGUUACCACAAGAAGUUUCGCAGCCCGACCCGUGAUGUGAUUUUCCGCGUGCAGUUCCACACAUGUGCUGUGCAUGACCUUGACGUCGUCUUUGGCAAGGAGGACCUGGACGAGGCCUUCAGAGAUGACCGCUUCCCCGAGUACGGGAAGGUGGAGUUCGUGUUCUCCUACGGCCCUGAGAAGAUCCAAGGCAUGGAGCACCUGGAGAACGGGCCCAGCGUUUCCGUGGACUACAACACGUCCGACCCACUCAUCCGGUGGGACUCCUAUGAGAACUUCAACAUCCAGCGCGAGGACAGCGCGGAGGGUGCCUGGGCUGAGCCACCCCUGCCCGGCAAGCACCUGGAGAAAGAGGUUGGGCACACGCAAGGGCCCCUGGACGGGAGCCUCUACGCUAAAGUGAAGAAGAAAGACUCCCUCCACGGCAGCACCGGCGCCGUCAACGCCACCCGCCUCCCGCUCUCGGCAACGCCCAACCACGUCGAGCACACGCUCUCGGUGAGCAGCGACUCGGGCAACUCCACCGCCUCCACCAAGACUGACCGGACCGAUGAGCCGGGGGUGCCCGGGGCACCCGGCAGCCAGGCAGUGCUGAGCCCUGAGGAGAAGCGGGAGCUGGAUCGUCUCCUUGUCGGCUUCGGCUUAGAAAGCGCGCCGCCCAUGCACAACCACGCGCCCGGCCCCGUGCCGGCACGCCUGCCUGCCAUCCACGUGGUGCCGGCUCAGGUGCACGUCAACGGGAACGCUGCGGCACUGGUGGCCGAGCGGGAGACGGAUAUCUUGGACGACGAGCUGCCCAACCAGGAUGGGCACAGCGUGGGCAGCCUGGGCACGCUCUCCUCCUUGGAUGGCACCACCACUGCCAGUGAGGCCGGCUACCAGGAGGCGCCCCGGGUGGGCAGCCUCUCCUCCCUGCCCAAUGGCCCCUCGAGCUGCAACAGGGCCGAGAAGCUGCUGAAGGAGGGGCUGUACGACGGUGAGCCGCUCUCCAACGGCGGCUACCCUUACAACAACCAGAACACCCUGAUGGGCCACCACCUCCGUGACCCGCUGCCUCCCUUGCAGCCCUCAGCAUCCACUCAGGACAACCUGGCCGGCUACCCGCAGCGCCCGCCAGGCUCCCACGCCCCAGGCUGGCUCCAGCCCCAGCCGCUGCCCGGCUCCCAGCCCUACCUAUACGGCUACGACCCCCCUGGCGCCUACCGCUCCCGGUCCUUCCCAGCGGUGGACACGGCCAAGUACGAUGCGACCCCAGCGCUGCCCCAGGCCCCGGCUCGCAGCACCAGCAGCCGGGAGGCUGUACAGAGGGGCUUGAAUUCCUGGCAGCAGCAAGGAGGGAGCCGGCCGCCUUCCCGGCUGCAGGAGGGUGGCGUGGAGAGCCACAGCCCCAGCGUCUCCAGCUGCAGCCCCCAGCCCAGCCCGCUGCAGCCGGUGCCCCCGCACAGCCACAGCAUGCCCGAAUUCCCCCGGGCGCCCUCCCGCCGGGAGAUUGAGCAGUCCAUUGAAGCGCUCGACGUCCUCAUGCUGGACCUUGCGCCUGCCGUGCACAAAUCGCAGAGCGUCCCUGCCGCCUUCCGCCAGGACAAGCCAGCAGGACCCUUGCUCUCCUCCCUCUCGGCCCAGCCCAUUGCCGGUCUCUACACCCGGCCAGCUCCACAAGUGGUCCAGCCGAGGUCCUUUGGCACCUCCGUGAGCCCCGUGGUCUCCGAGCCUGGGGGUAAAGCCUAUUCUCCCGGGGAGCCGGACUAUGGGGUGCACGAGUAUCGGGAAACCUAUUUGCCCUACAGCUACCAGCCGGCACCGGUGCCAGAGCCAAGGAGCUACAGCCAUGCCCCAGCCGGAGCACCGAUGGGCAUCCUCCCGCUCAGCACCUCCUACAGCCCAGUCGGGUCUCAGCAGCUCCUUGUGUCCUCUCCGCCUUCCCCCACUGUCCCACCACAAACCCAGAUGCCCCCCAAGGGACCGGAGAGCUACGAAGACCUGUCAAGGUCGGCAGAAGAGCCCUUGAAUCUGGAGGGCCUGGUGGCCCACAGGGUGGCAGAGUACAACGCCAAGCUCAGGGACCUCAACAAGAGCACCAAAGUCCCCCGUCCUCCUCUGAACCAGCAACGGUCCUUCUCCUUCUCCGGGGUGCAGUCCCGGGAGAAGCCCCCGGAGGAGAGUGCCGUCCCUGCCCGCAAGCGGACCCCUAGCGACAGCCACUAUGAGAAGAGCUCACCGGAGCCCAGCUCGCCCCGCAGCCCCACCGUCCUCUCGCCUGAGGUGGUCAGCACCAUUGCGGCCAACCCUGGAGGGAGGCCCAAAGAGCCUCACCUCCACAGCUACAAGGAAGCCUUCGAAGAGAUGGAGGGUGCCUCCCCCACCAGCCCACCCUCUGGCGGCGGUGAGAUUUCUCCCCCCACCCCAGCCUUCCCUGUCUCGCCACAAACCCCUUACUCCAACCCCUUGCGUUCUCCCCCUGGCCUGGCCAAGACCCCACUCUCAGCGCUAGGGCUGAAACCCCACAACCCAGCCGAGAUCCUGCUGCAUCCAGUGGGAGAGCUAGAAGGGGAGGCGGGCGGUGGCUCUGAAGAAGAGCCCAGGAGCUACGUCGAGUCAGUGGCCCGCACGGCCACGACGGGCAGGGGAGGGAGCCUGCCUGCCACCCAGCCCGGGGGCCCGGAGGUGCCUGCCAGGAACGGCACCUUCACCAACUCCUUCACUGUCCCCAGCCCCGUCUCCACCAGCAGCCCCAUUCACAGCGUGGACGGGGCCUCCCUCCGCAGCUACCCGUCGGAGGGCAGCCCCCAUGGCACGGUUACACCUCCCCAUGCCUCGGCUGAGCCUGUUUACCGGUCACCUGUCGGCUCGCAGAUGCCCUCUGCUCACAGCAGCUACCAAAACUCGUCUCCAUCUUCCUUUGCAAUGGUCCAAGGUGGGGUCCCAGGCUCGGCGUACGCCAGCCCCGACUACCCCGAUGGCCGAGCUGGCCUCCAGCUGGACCCCCAAGCUCGGCCGCAGCCGCAGGUCAACGUGGUGGGGGUCCAUGUCCUGCCAGGGAGCCCCCGCACCCUGCACCGGACAGUGGCUACCAACACGCCGCCCAGCCCCGGCUUUGGGCGAAGAGCCGUUAACCCUGGCGUGAGCGGCGCUCCUGGCAGCCCCGGGCUGGGCAGGCACGCUGUGGCGGCCCAUGGCAACCUGGUGGCCCCCCCGGGGAGCCCCAGCCUGGCCAGGCAUCAAGCUGUGGUGGCCGUUCCCCCCGGCAGCCCCCUGUACGGCUACCCCAGCCCGGAGGAGAGGCGCCCGACGCUGUCUCGGCAGAGCAGCUCCUCGGGCUACCAGCCUCCCUCCACGCCGUCCUUCCCCGUCUUGCCGGCGUACUAUCCCGGCACGAGCACGCCACACUCCUCCUCCCCGGACUCAGCUGCCUACCACCAAGGCAGCCCCACGCCACAGCCCGCGCUGCCCGAGAAGCGGCGGAUGUCGGCCGGGGACCGCUCCAACAGCCUGCCCAAUUACGCCACCAUCAACGGCAAGGCGUCCUCGCCCCUCUCCAGCGGCAUGUCCAGCCCCAGUGGUGGGAGCACCGUCACCUUUUCUCACACUCUGCCGGACUUUUCCAAGUUCUCCAUGCCAGACAUCAGCCCCGAGACUCGUGCCAACGUCAAGUUUGUGCAGGACACUUCCAAGUACUGGUAUAAACCGGAGAUCUCCAGGGAGCAGGCCAUUGCACUGCUGAAGGACAGGGAGCCAGGGGCUUUCAUCAUCCGAGACAGCCACUCCUUCCGGGGAGCCUACGGCCUCGCCAUGAAAGUAGCUUCUCCACCUCCCACGGUCAUGCAGCAGAACAAGAAAGGAGACAUCACCAAUGAGCUGGUGAGGCACUUCCUCAUCGAGACCAGCCCGCGGGGUGUGAAACUAAAAGGAUGCCCCAACGAGCCCAAUUUUGGUUGCCUCUCAGCUCUGGUGUACCAACACUCCAUCAUGCCCUUGGCCCUGCCCUGCAAGCUGGUCAUACCUGACCGAGAUCCCAUGGAGGAAAAGAAAGACACCGUGUCGGCCACCAACUCGGCCACAGACCUCCUCAAACAGGGUGCGGCCUGCAACGUCCUCUUCAUCAAUUCGGUGGAGAUGGAGUCACUGACGGGCCCCCAGGCCAUUGCGAAGGCCGUUGCCGAGACGCUGGUGGCCGACCCCACGCCCACCGCUACCAUCGUCCACUUCAAAGUCUCCGCACAAGGCAUCACUUUAACCGACAACCAGAGGAAAUUGUUCUUCCGACGACACUACCCCCUCAACACUGUCACCUUCUGCGACCUGGACCCCCAGGAACGAAAGUGGACUAAAACUGACGGCAGCGGCCCAGCCAAGCUCUUCGGCUUUGUGGCCAGGAAGCAAGGGAGCACCACAGACAACAUCUGCCACCUCUUUGCUGAGCUGGACCCUGACCAACCGGCUGCAGCCAUCGUCAACUUUGUCUCCAGGGUCAUGCUUGGCUCUGGCCAGAAAAGAUGAGCCAGCGCUUGCGGGUGAUUCUUGAAUUUUGGAGAAGGACUUGGAGCUGAUCCGAGAAGGAGUGUGAGGAAGUGCAUUGUGGGUUAGGGAAGUGAAUUGGGGGGGAAAAGGGUUGGAAUUUUGGAGGAAAACAGCAAACAACAAAAAAAAUCCCAACGAAACCCCUAUAAACUCAACACAAGCCAAACACACACAUAGAGGAACCAAAACCACGCACCUACGUAAGACAGCCAUAAAGUCACGCCAGACAGGAUGCAUGUCCCAGCGCAGGGAAGGUGACCAAAGCGAAGGCAGCAGCGAGAGGCGUGUUCCCAGCUUUCGGCAUCACGGUCCCGAGCGGUGACAUCCACUCGGGACCAAACGCGGGACCAUGACUGGUGUUUUCCAUCUGGAAAAAAAAGAGACAACCGUCAAAACCCAUGGAAGAAACUCCAUCCCAGCAGCUCCAUUGGUGAAUGCUGCGUGUUUCAAACAACCCGUAGAAGAUAACAAUGUGGGCUGGGUCUGCGGGACACCGGAGAUGCCCUCGGAAACCUUCCCUUGCCCAGCUGCAGCGGAGGGUCCUCGCCGGCCCCCGCGCUUCUCCCAAAACCUGCUGGCCGCCUGGUGACUUGCUGGGGGCGCGGGGGGGCUUUGUCUCGAGCCCUCCCGUCCCCAGGGAGCUUGGCCAUGGGCUGACAUCCGUUGCUGACCCAGAGCCCAGCGCUGGUCACAGGUGAGCUGCUGUGAGUCCACCUGGAGAGGGGGGUCACGGCGUUUCCCCACCUCCCCAGGGGUGCUUGUGACCCCAGCCCACGGGCAGGUGUGGGGGGCUCCUGCCACCCUGCACCUGGGGAAGGCAGAUGUUCCCUGGGAACCUCCCGGGAGGAUGCGGAAAGUCGCAUCCUCUCCCGUCUUCCCCUUUUCCCUCCCAUCACUAGUCCUCUUUGGCAAUUUUCUCCUGCGGCCUGUCACAUGUUCUCUUAACACAAAAAAACAAAA